AUGUCUCGGUUCUUGAAUGUUUUAAAGGAGGUUGUGGGUAUCUUAAACGAAUCCCGCAAACUCUUUCUCAAGAACAAGAAGUUGAUGUUCUCUGUCUUGGUGUUCCCUCUCUUGCUCAAUGGUUUAGUUUACUUGAUUAACGUCUUUGCCAUCAAACCGGAGAUAACAAAGCUUAAUAAUGAAUUAAGCUUGUUACCCACGGCAGAUCCAAGCAGCCCGGAAUUCAUAGCUCAUAUCAUGAGAAUCUUUGCAGAUUUUCGCCAACUUGUCGCUUCUUCAUACAUCUUCUCCACCCUCCAUGCAAUCAUCAACCUUUUGUCCGUUCUAGUCAUCGUCCACGCUUCGGCUCUUACUCAUAAAGAUGAGAACAUCAAGAUCAAAGAGUUUCCGGUUUUUACUCUUCAAUAUUGGAAGGGACCUCUUGUGACCUAUUUCUACAUUUUCCUCUUCACUCUUGGCUAUUGGUUCCUCUUCUUUAUAAUCCUUUUUCCUCUCCUUGUGUUCUCUUCAAGUUUAUAUUCCUUGGCAGCCAAGUUUGGCGCUUUAUGGAUUUUAUUUGUGCUCUUUCAGUCCUAUUUAGCUAUCGUUUGGCUCUUGUCUAUGGUCAUAUCGAUACUCGAGGAAACUUAUGGGAUCCAAGCUUUGGGGAAAGCCGCAAAGAUUGUUAAAGGGAUGAAACUUAAACUGUUCCUUGUGAAUCUUUUCUUCGGUUUAUUGUCCUUCGGUUUAGCUCAGAUCGUGAUGCUAGUCGAUCUUCAACGUUCGCUUGCGGUUACCUUCACCAUCAGUUUGGUCCUUGUGACUUCGAUCUUCGCAUUGAGUAUGUUUCAGCUUGUGACAUACACCGUUGCGUAUUUCCAGUGCAAAGACGUUGAGUCGCUGAAAGAUGUGGAAUAUACGAAAUUAUCGUCCAUUGCUAGCAUAUAA
Microthlaspi erraticum is the source of this 927-nucleotide messenger RNA. NCBI's taxonomy places the organism in Eukaryota, Viridiplantae, Streptophyta, Magnoliopsida, Brassicales, Brassicaceae. The record is from the annotation of a GenBank genome assembly.